Messenger RNA from Exaiptasia diaphana, 665 nucleotides. RefSeq names its product coiled-coil domain-containing protein 115-like. NCBI's taxonomy places the organism in Eukaryota, Metazoa, Cnidaria, Anthozoa, Actiniaria, Aiptasiidae. Bases 12 to 581 code for a protein of 189 amino acids. The transcript has a single exon. The record is from RefSeq and is a predicted model, not a curated record. Gene Ontology annotation, biological process: vacuolar proton-transporting V-type ATPase complex assembly. Gene Ontology annotation, cellular component: extrinsic component of endoplasmic reticulum membrane.
UCAAAUUCAACAUGGCGGAUUCACUUUGCGAAGCACUCGAYGAACUGACUCUCGAUUUUUUCGAUAAAUUCGAACAAUUACAAUCAAAAAGAGAAGAAAUCUGUAAGAUAAUGAGAGAUGGAUACCUGAACCUGUCUCAAGCACGCUAUUCCAUGGGAAAUAAGUCCGUUUGUUCACUUCAAUACAGCGAGACGAUGAAAGCUACGACACUAGUUCACAUGGAUGACAACGAAAUAUUUGAAAUUAUAAAACAUAAACCAACAACGAAACASGAAGAAAAAUCAKCUGAACAGACUUCUACUGCAYUAAGGAAAAGGAAAGGCAACAAAGAGUCUGAAAAUGCKGAUUUUGGAAUUGACGAUUUAGURAUAGAAGAGAGACCAAAAGAGAAAAAAGUCACUGAGAAUCCUUUGAACUGGUUCGGUGUUCUUGUCCCYAUGUGCUUAAGGACAGGYCAAGCACAAUUCAAGACUGCCAUUGAUUUAUGUUGCGAGMUAGCAAACUUAGAGAAUGAAAUCAAGGCUUUGAUACAAAACUAUGAAAAACAGAAGCAUCUUAAAAAGAAGGGGACUGAAAACUAAUCAUGACAUUUUUUGAUUCACAAGAUAAAUUUUUUUUGAUUAUAAAUUCAUUAGAGUAUUAUUUAAAAAGUAUAUUGCUCCUAU